AUCUUUUUUUUUUUACGAGUCAUUUAGUUCAUCUUGCUCCUUUAAACCUCUAAUUACCAUCAUAGCGUAUAUGGAAAUCACCUGAAAAAAAAAGGACAAACUUGGACCAGAGAACUCAUGAGAUGAACUGCUCAAUUCUCUUUCCUGUGUAAUGCACUGUACAGUGUUUAUGUAAGUCACGUGAUAAAGGAACGAACGACACUCGGACUAGAAGAGCCGAGAGCAGGAUCUUCAUCGGCAGAUGAUGAUAGUAGAGAAGAUGAGUGUAAAGACUGUGAGUAAUGAACAGUACAGAUGAAGUAGAUGAGGAUGACCAGCUUCUUAAUUAUGCCAUCCAACUGAGUCUUCAAGAGUCUUGGAUCAAUGAUUUCCCAGCAAGUGUGGAAAAUCAGAAGAUUUUUGAUGCAAUCAAAAGGGGUGAUCUGUAUACGCUGCAGGAGAUGUCGGAAUACCCGGCUGCAUUUACUGAGGUGGAUGCUAAAGGCUGGUACCCGCUACACAGGGCAGCAGUACAGCAGUCAGUACAAGUGCUGGAGAGAGUGAUAUAUGCAUCUUACAGGCUGACCCUUGAUGAAGAAACAGCUGAUAGAGAGACCCCCUUGACUCUGGCCACUCAAGCAGGAUUGGUAGAGAUUGUUUGCACUUUGCUGGAUCAUGGAGCAUCUCCUCAUAGAACCAAUGGCAGGAAUGAGUCUCCGCUAUUACUGGCUGUAAGAACAGAUUCUUAUGAAAUAGCAUUAGCACUUAUAAAACGAGGUGCACUGGUGAACCAGGUCUGUCUGAAGAAGUGGACAGCUGUGCAUGAGGCUGCUAAAGUGGGCUGUGUUGACAUCCUAAAGCUUCUACUGCAGCACGGAGGUCACGUCUCAGAGACAGAUCAGCAUGGCGUGACCCCAAUGGGUAUCGCGGCAGAAUACGCUCAGGCGGAAGUCCUCGAUAUCCUCAUUCACAAUGGUGGUGAUGUAAAUGCUCAGGCACCAAAUGGAGACAGUGUUCUCUAUGAUGCUGCUGGUUCUGGUAAUCCAGACUGUAUUGACCUUCUUCUCCAAAAUGGGUCCAAUCCCAACAUCGCCAACCUCUCCUCACAGCUCCCUAUUCAUCGAGCUGCUUAUGAAGGGCACUACCUCGCAUUGAGGAUGUUGGUACCUAUAACCACAAGAAGAGCUCUGCGCCUUGCGGGUCAGAGUCCAGUUCACUCAGCAGCAGAUGGUGGCCAUGCACAAUGUCUCCAGCUUCUACUGAAGAAAGGCUUUGAUGUUAAUUCUCUUCUUGACCAGCAUAUAUCUGAAAAUUAUGGCGAUAUGAGGAAAAGUGCCUUGUUCUUCUGUGUUUCUAAUGGAGAUGUGACUUGUACUCAGUUGUUACUCAGAGCUGGGGCUAAACCUGACCUGGAUCCUCUGAGCUGUCUUCUGGUGGCAGUGAGAGCUGGCAGAUAUGAGAUAGUCAAGCUGCUUCUGGCCAAUGGCGCUAAUGUGAACUACUGCUUCACAGUGGUCAAUGACACUCUUUUCCCGACCGCGCUACAGUAUAGCCUCAGGGAUGAGAUGAUGAUGCGGAUGCUACUUAAUAGCGGCUACGAUGCUGACAAAUGCUUUGUCUGCCAUCAUGACUCAACAUGGACUGACCGAAGUCAUCAUUCAGACCAUUCAAACGACAAGAUCCCAUUUUGUGACUUCAUCAGUGUCUCAUGGCUGGUGCAAUAUGCAGGAAAAGCUGUGCAGGUUCUUUUGGACUAUGUCGGCCAUGUCCCAAUAUGUUCAAAACUGAAGAUGGUUCUGCAGAAGCAUAAAGAAUGGCCAGAAAUGUGUCACAUUUUAGGAAACCCUCGGUCACUAAAGCACAUGUGCAGACUUUUGAUCAGAAGACAGAUGACGCCAAGGAGACUGGGAGACCAAGGCAUUAUCAACUCCGCUCCAUUCCCACCUUUACUAAAGAAGUACUUGAUGUAUAGGGAGCAUGACCUGUAUGGCAGCUUAUGUGCAGAUGAAUGAUCAGAUUAUAUCAGGAAACAGAAAAACCCCCAAAACAAAACAGGAACUCAUACAAUCUCGUAAAGAUGAUUUAAGGCAGAACGCUUACCUCUCAAACCUGUUUAAAAGAGAGCGAUUGCUUUGAUAAACGAUAGCUAAAAUGUUAAACUGUCCUUCGAUGGAAGUAAUAUUGCGUCUGUAUAAAGUAAACAGAGUGAAAUAUUUCACAGUCUUAUAUUAAAAAUUGUAUUAAUGGAGCAUGCUUUAAAACGCAGCUUCCUGGUGCUAUGAUGAAUGACCACAUUGUUUCAUGUGCAUUUGAAGGUUUGUACUUAAUUAAUAAUUUUACAAAUACCAAUGCUGUCCCCUGAUUUUUUAUGCUGGUUGCAAGUACAGUGGUCCCCAAAAAGUUGCAAAUUUUGGAUGCACCCCCGCAGCCCCUAUGGACCUUUACGUAUUUCAUUAAUGUACCUUAAUUAAUCCAUCUAGACAUUGUCACUUUAAUACAAUUAUGUGUUUUGAACAUUUUUAUGAAAUUUGUUAGUGAAAACAUAGUUUAAAAAUGUUAUUCCUAACGUUCCUGCACAUUCGGGCCCGCUGCUGAUUCCCGGCAAUAAGAUUUGAAGAUAAUCCGCAACUUGCUAUUAGUUAGGUUCCAAAUGAGAACCCGCAAAUGUUCCGAGACAGAAUUAUCAGGGGUUUUCCGUACACAGUAACGUUGUUUCUGUAAAUAAAAUCUUCAUUUUACAUUAAAGUCCUGCUCAGUCCA
Molecule: messenger RNA, 2739 nt
Organism: Silurus meridionalis
Lineage: Eukaryota; Metazoa; Chordata; Actinopteri; Siluriformes; Siluridae
Gene: asb15a
Product: ankyrin repeat and SOCS box containing 15a
Exons: 11
Coding region: 282-1991 (569 amino acids)
Biological process (GO): intracellular signal transduction
Cellular component (GO): nucleus; cytoplasm
Molecular function (GO): protein binding
Source: RefSeq, a predicted model, not a curated record